This is a messenger RNA of Thlaspi arvense, 504 nucleotides long. NCBI's taxonomy places the organism in Eukaryota, Viridiplantae, Streptophyta, Magnoliopsida, Brassicales, Brassicaceae. The record is from the annotation of a GenBank genome assembly.
AUGAAGCGAAUUGUGAGGAUAUCGUUCACCGACGUAGAGGCGACCGACUCUUCCAGCAGCGAAGACGAACGGACGAAUACCGAAUUGCCGUCGCGCCGCCGUGGGAAGAAGUUCGUCAAGGAGAUCGUCAUCGACCCAUCCGAUUCCGCCGGUAAUCUCGAGGUCGGCAAGACGCGGUUUAAAAUCAGGAUCCCGGCGGGGCUCCUCGCUGCGACGGGGAAGAAGAAGAAGUUCCGAGGUGUGAGGCAGAGGCCGUGGGGGAAGUGGGCGGCUGAGAUCAGGUGCGGCAGAGCUCACGGCGGCGAUCGCAAGGGACGACCUGUUCGUCUCUGGCUUGGGACCUUCGAAACCGCCGAGGAAGCUGCUCUCGCUUACGACAACGCCGCGAUUCAGCUGAUUGGUCCCGACGCGCCGACCAACUUCGCCCGCCCCAAGGUGGAAUCUCCGGCGGUGAAGCAGGAUUCCGAUGCUGGAACCUCCGAAGCUUCACGUGAAGACCCCUGA